Stegodyphus dumicola is the source of this 3631-nucleotide messenger RNA. Its product is annotated as ras-related protein Rab-10-like. Gene Ontology annotation, molecular function: GTP binding; GTPase activity. The record is from RefSeq and is a predicted model, not a curated record. NCBI's taxonomy places the organism in Eukaryota, Metazoa, Arthropoda, Arachnida, Araneae, Eresidae.
AUCCGUGCGGUAAAUCGUAAUGGUUUAAUGUCGUAUGGUAGCUGGGUUUGAGAGUGAAAUAGCCAUUUUAAGACACUGCGUUCUUUAAAUUGAAGUCUGGAAUGGCUAAGAAAGCAUAUGAUUUACUUUUUAAAUUGUUAUUGAUAGGGGAUUCUGGUGUUGGUAAAACAUGUAUAUUAUUCAGAUUUUCUGACGACGCCUUUAAUACGACUUUCAUAUCUACCAUAGGCAUUGAUUUCAAAAUUAAAACCUUAGAUAUUAAAGGAAAGAAAAUAAAACUCCAAAUAUGGGAUACUGCUGGUCAGGAACGUUUCUACACCAUCACCACAUCCUACUACAGAGGAGCUAUGGGUAUCAUGCUGGUAUAUGAUAUAACUAAUCCCAAAAGUUUUGACAAUAUUGCAAAAUGGUUGCGAAAUAUUGAUGAGCAUGCCAAUGAAGAUGUAGAAAAAAUGAUCCUAGGAAAUAAGUGUGACAUGGAGGAUAAAAGAAUGAUCAGUAAAGAGAGAGGAGAAGCUAUUGCUCGAGAACAUGGCAUACGAUUCUUAGAAACAAGUGCGAAAGCAAAUAUCAAUAUCGAGAAAGCCUUUAGGGAAUUAGCAGAAUCAAUAUUGAAUAAGCAAAUGGCUGGUAAGGAACAAACAGAUUAUCCAGACAAAGUACGUGUUACAACGCAAGAUAUAAGGGGUAUAAGAAAAUGCUGCUAGGAAACCUAGAUCACCUUGCCUUUUUUCAUCCAUACACCUGCUGUCUGGAAAUCUGCUUGCAGUACUCCAUUCAAAUUAAAACAUUUUAUAUUCGCCUGGCUGGACCUGUUUGCCUUAGAGGCCAUUCAACCUCGGACUCUGUGCAUUAAUUAGUCUGCCAGGUGCCACAGUGCCGCUAGUGAUCUGAGAGGCACACGUCCCAAAGUCUGACUAUUUGCCAUUUUUCUUCUAUUUCAAAAGAUAUUUAAAAAUGUAAGAAGACACUGCUUUUACUAGCUUGAAUAUAAAACUCAACAACAACAACAUAAAAUUUUGUUUUCCAUUGUCCUUUUAUGUAAUAGGUGUCUUUAUUUGAAAGAAGAAUGCCAGCUUAAUAUUUAAAAAGGCAUUUUUUAUUGCAUGUUAAGCAAUUAUGUUCAAACUGAAAAUAAUCUUUAUUACAAAUUAGAAGCUAUGAAGAUUUUUUAGAAGCAUUUUGUAUAAUUUUUUAUCUACAUGCUUACCUUCGCAGGAGCAUGAAUGGUGUGUAAUAAAUGCAUGACAGUACCAAAAUUUAAAUAAAUUUUCUAAUUUGCAGCCAUCCAUUUUCUGGAAAUUUCUCUUUGAAUUGUAUUUCUGUAUAAUUUAAAAGUUUUUAAAAAUGCACAUAUAUGUAAAUAAUUAUUAUUGAAGGUGAUGGUCCAAGGAAUAAUGUAAAUGCAGGCAUAUCUGUUGGUGUGACAAAUGAAAUUUUGCGCUUAAAUCUUGUAGUUACUUUAAAAACUGUAUAGAUGGAAAUUGCGAUGAUGAAAGCAUUUUUGUGUGAAUGUCUGCUGCUGAUGAUUUAUCUGAUCAAAGUAGUAAAGGGGGGGUGAGAAAACUGAUUUUUAAUGUGAUCAACAUGAAUUACAUAUUGUACAGUGAGAAUUUUUAAUGUGGAUAUAAUGUAAAUGGAAUUUAUUUUGACAGUGAGUUUUUUAAAUAUUUUAUUUCUUUAUAUUCAAUUAUAACUUCUUACCAGAUAAAUUAGGAUUUUUCAAUUUCAUAUGUAUAAUUUAAUUUUGUGUGGUCAGAUUGGUGACAGUUACCAAUUUAUUUGGUGUAUUUUGUAAGAUAUUAAGUACUGAAAGUUCCUUUAAUUUGCUCAGUUUUAUACAAUUUUUUAAAGCUUCUGCAUGACUUUGAAAGUAUAACUCUGUUUUCUUAAUAUACUAACAUCCUUGUGUACGUAAAGUUAAUAAUAGUAGUAUUUUCUGUUCAAAAUAAUGUGUAGGAAUGCAUUUCCCCUCUUUUUUUUUUUUUAAUUUAUUUAAUUUUUCAUUUAGAAUUAAGCUUUUGUUACACAGAAAAAAAGUCCAGUUAACUAUAUAUUAGAUCUGAUAUUUGCAUUUAUCUGUUAAAAGAUAAAAAAGUGAGGAAGCUGCUUAUGUCUCUGUAAUUUUUUGUACUAUACAACUUUAGAUAAUUAAUGGUGCACCAUCAAAAAUUGUGGCCUGUAUUUUACCAUUUCUGUGAUCAGAUGCAAUAUAUAUCUUUUAUGCAAUGCUUUUUUAAGCUCAGAUGAUUUAAAUUCCUCUCUUCUGUUUUUCAGUUAUUAAGUUCAUUUCAGAUUUUUCAGUUAUUAAGCAUCUUGGUUGAAGUUUUCCUGUAAUUGUUUUUAUUUCUGUAGUUAUGUCACAUUUUCUGCUUUAAAAGAAUGUUUCUUUUGCACAGUUUUGUCAUCAUAUGUAUUUACAUUCAUUUUCAAUGUGUUUGUAAGUUUUUUAUUUGAUAAUCUGUUUUUGUUUUUUUUUUUUAGUUCUUCCUUUGCAGUGGGUUUGAUUUCAUUAGACAUAACUAAAACUGUUUUUGCUCAUAGAUUUGUCUUUCAUAUACUUCAAUGAAUUUUUAGUUUAUUUAUUUUAGUAUUUCAAAAUUUUUUGCAAAGUCAUAUAGAUCUGCAUUGUGAUUUCAUUGAUAGUUACAGUUACUUAGUUUUUGCAGUUUAUUUUUGUGCUGUGCAUAUCAAUGUAUUUUGUUAAAAACCUGGAAGAACAUAUGAUGUAAUAUGUAUUUACCAGGUUCAGUAAUAAUUAUGUGAAAAGAUAAAUGAAUAGUUAUGUAAUGUGUAGAUUCUUGCCAACAUACUCUGCUUUUUUAUUUGAAACAUAUUAAGUGAGAAGUGUUGCUGAAAGUCUUACAAAUCAUCAUUCAUGUCAGUGUUGUAACAUAGAUGCUGACCUAUAAAUUAUGUGUCUUCAUCAAGGCUUCCUUUAUAUUGAUAGCAUUAUAUUUUAAUAUAACUUAUUUGGUUCCAUACAGUAGAAUAAUAUGUGAAGAGUUGAAGAGCAUUGCAUAUUAAAAAGUACCGUACAGUUUCAUAACUUUUUAUCGAAAGGUUAAAUUCUGUGCCAUGUAAUUGCUGCUGUUAAUUAAAUGUUUUAUUCUCAUCUUUGCUUAAUAAAAUGAAAUUUGUAGUAUUUAUUUCACAUUUAUUUCUACAAUCAGUGUAAAAUUAUAACAUUAAAAGAAAAAUUGGAAGAACUAAAUUUUCUGUUAGAUUUAAAAUGUGAAAUUUCAGGUUUAGUUCAUUUAAUUUUUGCUUAACUAACUAAGCUUCCAUAUAUUGAGAUUAAUGAAGGUCUGGCAUUGGUUUAUUAAUUUUUUAUUUUCUGAUGUACACAUCACAGGUUAACCAUUUGAUACUCAUAUAAUAAAGUAUUAAAUCUUGUGCAAUUAUGUAUAAAAAAAGUACAGAUUUCUCAAUUUAGAAAAAUUACUUUUGUUUUGCCAUUAAUCAAAUAUUGUGAAAUUGUUCUUGCUGCUGAGCAAUGAGAUUUCAAAAGACUGAGCAAUGAUGGUAUGAAGUGUACAGAAUUUUUAUACUGCUGGCAUAUGUUUAAAGCAGGUUGUUGAAAUUCUUUAGCUUAUUCGUUCAAAGAUUUAUAAUAAAUUUUUCUGUAAAA